AUGGCCCACCACCUCGCCAAAGGCGACGUCGCUCGCGAUGUCAUCCGCGACGACCUCAUUGCCGACACCUCCCUUCCCGCCCGUCCCUCCCACUUCUGCCAACCCGGUUCCCUAAACAAAUUCUCCUCCACAAUUACCCAAGAUCUCUCUCAAGGUGGCUCCCAAUCUAUGCUCUACGCCAUCGGCCUCCGCGACCACGAAAUGGAUCAACCACAGAUCGGAAUCGGGUCAGUCUGGUACUCCGGGAACCCUUGUAAUAGCCAUUUGUUGGAGUUGAGCGAGAAUGUGAAGAAGGCUGUGAAGGAUGCGAGGAUGGUUCCGAUGCAGUUUAAUACGAUUGGGGUUUCGGAUGCCAUUUCGAUGGGGACGACGGGGAUGAGGUUUUCGUUGCAGUCGCGUGAGAUUAUCGCGGAUUCGUUUGAGACGAUUAUGAGCGCGCAGUGGUAUGAUGCCAUGAUUGCCAUUCCCGGAUGCGACAAGAACAUGCCCGCGGUCCUCAUGGCCAUGGCACGUCUUAACCGACCUUCAAUUAUGUUGUACGGAGGCGCGAUUCAGCAGGGGAGACGUCAAAAGGAUGGAAGGAUUGAUAUCAAUGAUACAUGGGAUGCCUAUGGUGCAUUCGUUAAUCAGACCGAGUCUGCAGAGGGGUUUAGGGAUGUCAUUCGGAAUGCUUGUCCGGGACCGGGUGCGUGCGGUGGGCAGUACACCGCUUCGACUAUGGCCACCGCUGCGGAGGCUAUGGGGAUGUCUCUCCCCGGAUCUGCCUCCAACCCGGCUGGGAGUCCCGAGAAACUCCGUGAGUGCGCGAAGACAGCGGAGGCGAUCAAAGUGUUGAUGGAGAAGGACAUCAAGCCGUUGGAUAUCAUGACCAAACCCGCCUUCGAGAACGCGAUCACGAUGACCAUGCUCCUCGGCGGUUCUACGAACUCCGUACUCCAUCUACUCGCUAUCGCAUCUUCCGCAAACGUGGAUCUGAGCCUGGACGACUUCCACCGUAUCAGCGCAAAGACUCCCUUACUCGCCGACAUGAAGCCCAGCGGGAACUUUUACAUGACUGAUUUGCACGAAUUGGGAGGCAUGCCCGCAAUCAUGAAAUUCCUCUCCUCCUUCGGCUUCCUCAAUGGAAGCAUCAUGACAGUAACCGGCCGCACCCUCGCCGAAAACCUCAAAUCCGCCCCCUCCCUCCCACAAGACCAAGUCGCCAUCCGACCCGCCACGAACCCCAUCAAGGAAACCGGGCAUAUCCGCAUCCUCUACGGAAAUUUGGCACCGGGUGGUGCCGUGGCGAAGAUCACGGGAAAGGAGGGGUUGGAGUUUAGAGGUAAAGCACGCUGCUUCGACUCGGAGCGGGAUUUGAUGGAUGCGCUUGAUCGGAAGGAGAUUAAGCGGGAGCAUGGGAAUACGGUUAUUAUUGUGCGAUAUGAAGGGCCGAAGGGUGGACCAGGUAUGCCGGAGAUGCUGAAACCCGGCGGUGCGAUUCAAGGGCUCGGUCUCAACGAUUGUAUCGCCCUCGUCACCGAUGGGCGAUACUCCGGUGCCUCCCGUGGUUUCAUUAUCGGGCACGUAUGUCCCGAGGCACAGGACGGUGGACCUAUCGCGUUGGUCAAGGAUGGAGAUGAGGUUGUGAUUGAUUCGGUGGGGGAGAUGAUUGAUGUACUUGGGGUGAGUGAGGAGGAGUGGGAGAGGAGGAGGAAGGAGUGGGUUAAGCCGCCGUUGAGAGUUAAGAGGGGAACGUUGCUUAAGUAUGCGAAGUUGGUUAGGGAUGCUAGUCAUGGGUGCGUUACCGAUUUGGCGGAGGAUUGGUGA
Molecule: messenger RNA, 1806 nt
Organism: Saitoella complicata NRRL Y-17804
Lineage: Eukaryota; Fungi; Ascomycota; Saitoellomycetes; Saitoellales; Saitoellaceae
Product: dihydroxy-acid and 6-phosphogluconate dehydratase
Exons: 2
Coding region: 1-1806 (601 amino acids)
Biological process (GO): branched-chain amino acid biosynthetic process
Cellular component (GO): mitochondrion
Molecular function (GO): dihydroxy-acid dehydratase activity
Source: RefSeq, a predicted model, not a curated record